Molecule: messenger RNA, 978 nt
Organism: Mesorhabditis belari
Lineage: Eukaryota; Metazoa; Nematoda; Chromadorea; Rhabditida; Rhabditidae
Source: the annotation of a GenBank genome assembly
AUGUCUCUUCCAUCACUCGUCGCUUAUGGAGGUGACGAUUCGGACAGCAAUGAAGAAAUGGACACAGGAGACCAAAGAACUCAAUCAAAUGUCGACGAAAGCCCGAUGGAUGUAAGCAAAAAUGUGAGAAAGGAAUCUGAGUUGUGGGAUGAUGGCACAUUUGACAACGCGGAUGACAGCGAUGAAGAAAGACGGUCCAGUAACAAAUCAGCUUCUCCCUUAGAACCCCCGCCUCCACCUGGACACAACAAUAGAAGAAACACUCCACCUUCAGUAUUUGCCACAAAUUUCCAUAAAGUUGAAAGCGUGGUUUCUCUCGUUGGAUACUCAGGCGAAGAAGACACAUUUACUAAAUAUGAUAACGAGCAUCGAGAAGAUUCGAGGAUGAAACCAAGGGAUGACCCGGAAAGCAGUGGCAGCAGCAGUAGAUCAGGAAUGGAAAUGCGACAAUCAUCACCAAAAGUCGAAUCACAUGAAAGGGAAAACAAGGAACCACGACCACCUGCUAGAUUAUCUUACGAUGAUGAAGAAACCAUCGACCAGAUAAUCAGAGAAGGUCAAGAAGCGAUAAAUGAAGGACAUAUGUUUGCUGAUGAUCGUUCUCCCGGAUCUCCUAGUCCAAUGCCUGGCCAAAUUGACGACAAAGAAUAUGUUGAAGGGCCAGAAAAGGAGGAUGGUCCUUGUGAAUUGCCAUCAGAUGCAGAAGACGAUCCCGAUCCAAAAGUGAUGGAGAAGUUUGCUCGCUGUUUUGAACAGAAAGCGAAUGGAUUUGAUUUUAAUGGUCUACUACAGAGUGAUCGAAAAUUCACUAAUCCAAGCGGUUAUGUAAACAUCAAAAAGAGGUUUAACAUCGACGAGACAGGAACGAAUUUCUCAAAGUCGCUUUUUGACCCAAACAUGUUCCCAGAAGACUGUUUUUAUGAUAAACUAGGGGAUGUACAAGCGAAAAUGAUGGAAGCGUGGCAAAAGCGACCAAAA